Molecule: messenger RNA, 3016 nt
Organism: Erpetoichthys calabaricus (reedfish)
Lineage: Eukaryota; Metazoa; Chordata; Cladistia; Polypteriformes; Polypteridae
Exons: 2
Coding region: 56-2395 (779 amino acids)
Molecular function (GO): zinc ion binding; nucleic acid binding
Source: RefSeq, a predicted model, not a curated record
CCCACAAGAUAAAUUAGAUUAUUUGAUUCAAUAUACAAGAGGAUCAGCUCAAGAAAUGAUAAAUGGUUGUACACUAUUGCCACCAGAUGAAGGUUAUAAAAAGGCUAGAAAGCAGCUUGAAAGUUACUAUGGCAACCAAGCAUUUGUAGUAGACGCAUACAUAAGUAAAGCAUUGAAGUGGCCUCAAAUAAAACAAAGGGAUGGGGAGGCCUUAAGAGACUAUGCAACCUUUCUCGAUAACUGUAUGGACUCCAUGACUAAAGCUAAAAAUCGAGUAGCAUUUAAUAGCAAUGAAAAUAUCCGUACUAUACUUUCAAAGCUCCCAUAUUCUCUACAAAAUAAGUGGGGGGACAUAGCCUAUGAAAUUGAAGAAGAAGAAAAAAAAGAGAUAGAAAUUUGCGAUUUAACUAUUUUUUUACAUAAACAGGCUAAGAUAUUUAUGCAUCAUAUUUACGGCAGCAAAGAGAAAAAGGAAAAGACUGACAAUGUUAGGUCCCCUCUUAAAUAUGGUCAGAAAUCAGGAAGUAUCUACACUACAAGUAUAACUGAUACUGCCGAAAAGGGAACUCAAGAAAUCUCUGUCAAAAAGUCUGCUAAUGAUACAUGUGCAUUUAAAAAGCCUUGUGUAUUCUGCAAUGGUCAGCAUAUCCUUGCUGAAUGUAGAAAAAUCAAAGAACUGCCACAUAAAGAAAGAAUUGACUUUUUAAAAUCUAAAGGUUUAUGUUUUCGCUGUCUCAAACAGGGGCACCUUGGUAAGAAUUGCAAAGAAAGAAUGAAAUGUCAGACAUGCUCUUUUCAGCACCCAGACAUCCUGCACAUCAAAAAAGACAGUGAAGCAACAUCUAAAGCUGCAACCAAUGUGGUAACACCUACUGAAAAGGAAACAGAGACUGGAACUUGUAACUUUACUGGGGCCGGAGAAGAAUGUGCGCUACAAGUAGUUCCUGUUAAGGUAAAAUCUAAGAAAGGCGAAAGGUAUGUAGAAACAUAUGCCUUUAUAGACCAAGGCAGUACAGUAACAAUUUGCACUGAAAGGCUCCAGAAACAAUUAAACCUUCAAGGGAGAAGAACACAAGUAUUUCUCAAAACUAUGAAUAACUAUGAUGAUGAUUCAAAAGUGGUAACUCAAAGUUCUGUCUUAUCAGAUUUACAAGUCUGUGGUGUCAAUGAUGAUGAAUAUAUUGAUUUGCCAAAGGUCUUUACACAAGUUCCAGUGGACAGAGAAAAUAUUCCACUACAAGAAGAUAUCGAUAAGUGGGCAUAUCUUAAAGAGGUACGUCUAACUCAUAUUGAUUCUGAAGUUGAUAUUUUAAUAGGAAUCAACUACCCAGAAAUCUUCAAGGAGUUACGAACCAUACCUAGCCAAGGAGGUGGACCCUAUGCUAUGAAGACUGCACUUGGAUGGGUGGUUGGUGGACCAUACAAAGAGAUAGAUGACCUCACAAAACAAAGUGGUAAGAUGCCCAAGCAUUCAAUUAAUCACAUGUCAAUAACAGAGAUUGAAGAUAUGUUGCUGCAACAGUAUAACACAGAUUUUCUAGAACGCAGCUGUGAAGAAAAGGAGGAGAUGUCACAGGAGGACAUCAAAUUCAUGCGCAUAUCCUCAGAAUCUUCGAGUCUGGUAGGUGGCCAGUAUUCUUUAAAUUUGCCUUUGAAGGAUGAAACACUUAAAAUGCCAAACAAUCGCUGUAUUGCUGAACAGCGUGCUAUUGGACUCAGAAGAAAACUGAGCAAAAAUUCAGGUUUCCACGGAGACUAUAAAGCCUUCAUGAAAGACAUUAUAGACAAGGGUUACGCUGUCAAGGUACCCAAAGAAAACCUAAAUUGCAAUGAAGGCAGAGUGUGGUACAUUCCACAUCACGGUGUGUAUCAUCCAAAGAAAAAUAAAAUUCGAGUGGUUUUUGACUGCACUGCCACCUACCAGGGGAUCUCACUUAAUGAGCAAUUAUUAAAAGGCCCCGACCUAACUAACACACUCAUUGGCGUCCUUACAAGAUUCAGAAAGGAGCCAGUAGCAUUAAUGGCAGACAUUAAGUCAAUGUUCUACCAAGUUAAAGUACCAGAUAAAGACAGUGAUCUUUUACGUUUCUUAUGGUGGCCUGAAGGUAAUCUAAGUAAAGACCUUGAAGAAUUCAAAAUGACAGUACAUCUUUUUGGAGCUACUUCUUCACCCAGUUGUGCUUCUUAUGCUUUGCGUAGAACAGCCGAAGAUGCCAGAGAUACAUUUCCUGAGGAAGCUGUUAACACCGUUCUCAAUAACUUCUACGUGGAUGACUGUUUAAGGUCAGUGACAACAGAAGAACAAGCUAUAAAGCUGGCAAAGGACCUCCAAGCUCUAUGCCUAAAAGGAGGAUUUCAGUUGACUAAGUGGAAAAACAACCAAAAGACUCCUUGAUCGGCUCCAUGGAGUCACCACACUUCCGGACUUACCCCUGAUGACUUUGGUUCCACACCUCUGCUUCUGAUGUCAUCUCUGGCCACUACAAUCAACGUCAGUUCCACUAUUCUCUGCAUUUCCUCCCUGUUAAUUUCGCUUCUUUUACUGUCUGUAUAAAAGAGCCAGGAACAAACUUUAUUUUUUCUAAUGUUUUGAUUAAUUUUGACCUUGAUUUUGAACUGGACCCUACAACCAGUAUACAGGGAGGCUCUCCAACCCUUAACCUGUGUCUCUGUGUUCUUAUUUUAUCACACGUUAUACAAGUAAUGUUCUGUAAGGCUUCUCAAUUAGCAGUUUAACUGGUAACAGGUGUGGGUAUCAAGUUUGGGUAUAAAAGGAGGAUCCAGGAAGGGCUCAGUCUUUGCAAGCAAAGAUGGUUCGGGGCUCGCCACUUUGUCCUGAACUUUGUGAGAGAAUUAUCUGUCAAUUUAAAAGCAAUGUUUCUCAGUGCAGGAUAGCAAAGAAUUUAGGUCUGUCACCAUCUACUGUUAAUAACAUUGUGAAAAGUUUCAGGGAGUCAGGAGAAAUCUCUGUGCGUAAAAGGCCAAGGGCAGAAACUACUGCUGAAUGUGUGUGUCC